Condylostylus longicornis is the source of this 1606-nucleotide messenger RNA. Its product is annotated as zinc finger matrin-type protein 3-like. Bases 86 to 1207 code for a protein of 373 amino acids. The transcript is spliced from 7 exons. Gene Ontology annotation, molecular function: zinc ion binding; nucleic acid binding. Lineage: Eukaryota; Metazoa; Arthropoda; Insecta; Diptera; Dolichopodidae. The record is from RefSeq and is a predicted model, not a curated record. Gene Ontology annotation, cellular component: nucleus.
AAAAAAUGUAGAGUAAAUAAAUAAAAUUUUAAUCAUUUAAAAUUGGAAUUCAUUCAAAAAAGUAUUAAGAAUUAGGAAAUAAGAAAUGGACGCUGGACGAAUUGAAGAUACGAAUAGAACAAAGAUAAAUUUUAAAAUUCCUAUGAAAUCAAGUAAAAAUUCGGAAAAUGUUGGUCAUUUACAAUCUAUGGAAAAUUUUUCGUCCCCAUUGAUAUCAGAUUCCCAACAAGAAAAAGUUGUUGAAAAUAUAGAUGUCAAUGAGAUUCGGAAAAAUACCACCUUAACAGAAUCAAUUAGCAAUGAAAAACCAUUGAAAAGAAAACUAAAUUCUGAAAUGGCUUUAUAUGCCGGUAGAAAUACAUUAUAUCCUGAAGAAUUAAACAACCUUAUAUUACCAUUAUUCUGUAAACUAUGUAACGCAGCUUUAAAUUCAGCAAAAAGUGCUCAUUUUCAUUAUUUGUCAAAAAGUCAUGAUAAGAAAAUAAAUAAUUGGUUGUCUGACUGGUCAAAACGUACAGGUGAACCAGCACCUAAAAUUGAAAAAGACAAUAAUAUAAUACCUAAAGAUUCUGAAAUUUUCUUUUGUCAAUAUUGCAAUGUAAAAUUGACAUCUUUGCAAGAUGCUAAGCAACAUUACAGUGGAAAAAAGCAUGCAUCAAAAAUUAAUUCCGGUAUAAAGCCAUUGAACAAAAAUAAUGUUCCUAAAAAUGUGAAUAUUUGUGCAGUUGACCAAAGAUUUGGAAUCGGAGAAUCAUUUAAAGUGGAUCUUACAACAGUUGAAACACAGAAUAAAAAUGUUGAAAAUGAUUUGAUUGGACCAAAAAAAGUCUCAGAAAUAGAGGCAAAUAGUAUUAAUCUCAAUGUUUCACAAAUUAAUUCUAAACCAAAUACAUACUGUGAAAUUUGUAAUAUUUAUACAACAUCUGAGCAACAGUUAACAAUCCAUAUGCAAGGAACAAAACAUUUUAAAAAAUUCAAAGAAGUUUGCCCAGAAAAAGCUUUUGCUGAAAGAGAUUCUCAUUUAUCAAGAUUUAUUUUAAAUUGUCGCACACCUUCUGGUGUAUUUUAUUGUAAAACAUGUGAUAUAACUGUUGCCGAUGAUAAAAGUUUUUCACAACAUUUUAUUAGUAAAAGACAUACGAGAAAUCUUAAAAAGCGAAAAGGUCAACCAGAACAAAAUGCAAUUAUUAACAAUUUAAAAGAAUAAUGGAAUUUACACCUACGAAAAUACAAAUAAAAGAUGAGAUGACACGUGCACUAAUAACUGUCAAGAAUACCUCCAAAAUUUUGCCAUUCCUCUUAAAAGGUUUUAUAUUUGGAGAUUUCGGCAUCGGUCCGUUUAGAGAUUCACAAAUUUGCAGACGGUUCUUUGUAUUUUUCUGUUACUUCUUUCAUAGGAAUGCUUAAUUUCAUCAUAUAUUUUCGAUACUCUCAAGGAAUUUCCCUCUUUUUUUCUUUUUUUUAAGCAUUUUUAACUUAUGAUACCCAUUGACACGAUUAGUUCCUUAAUCGCAAGUGUAUGUAAAUCUAUUUGACUAUCCUAUAAUUAUUAACUAUUGUAUUUGUUUAGUAUAGGAAAAAAAAAAUUAUUAUAAAUUAUAAAUCA